UCUUUCCUCCCUGGUCAACAUGAAUAUAUGAUCAAAGCCUUUUGUUGACCAAACAAGGGAGUUCUGCUUUCCCUGCUGUCCUCAGUUUUGCAGGAGACUGCUUGUCUGCUUCUGCCACGCCCUCCUCACCUAGGAUGACCACCUCCCCCUGCCAUCACCAUCGGAGAAAUCCUCACCUAGCAACUGCCUUGGUGCCACACUUGCCCUGAAGCCGGCAUGAGCCCUGGCUGCUCACCCUGCAGUCUCGCUCCCCUCACCCAUGUCAGACUGUGAUAGAGCGCUCACAAUGCUACUACAGGUGCCUUCCUUCACCGGGCUGCUGCUCCUAUGCCCUGCACAUGUCGAUGGACUAUGGAUCCUACCAGCAUCUACAGAAAGGACAGGUGGCUGGCAGAGCGGCAGGCUGAGCUGUGCCAGGCAGAGCCGGAAAUGAUGGCGAAGCUCUCCUGGGGCACAAGGCUGGGAGUCCUAGCCGAGCAGGUAUACAAAACUGAAGACCCUCCAGUUGGUGCAGCAAGAAAUCUAAAAGCCCCCGACAGCUGCCCACCAGGACUCAGAUCGGGUUCCUGUCACCCCUCACCCCUUCAAGAUAGGCGACAGCGUUUGGGUCCGGAGACAUCAGACAAAAACUUUGGAACCACGGUGAAAAGGUCCAUGCACUGUACUCCUGACCACCCCAACUGCUCUGAAGGUGGACGGAAUUGCUGCCUGGAUCCACGCAUCGCACGUCAAAGCAGCCCAGCUGGAGCACCUCAUCGACAAUCCGGAUCCAGGAUCACCAUGAAAGCUCCAGCACACCCAAAACCCACUAAAGAUAAGACUUGUCAGGGCUUAAUAUUGAUCACAACCCUGGCCCUCCUUGCCCUAGAUGCCAGGGUCGCGGGGAGCCCUCACAUACCAAAAAAAACUUACUUGAUACUGCCCCACAUUAUCUAUUAUGCCCCAGAGACUGUUAUGGACUUUUAUGAAGGCAGUUCCUGCUCCAAAAGGGAACCCAUUACGUUGACCUUGGCUAUGCUGCUGGGGGUAGGAGGGGUUGCUGCAGGAAUAGGAACAGGGGCUGCUGCACUGGUACAAGGCAACAAGCUGGCCUACCUUCAGGACAUCAUUAGUGCAGAUCUGCAGGCCCUUGAAAACUCCAUCUCCCUGUUAGAAAACUCUCUUACUUCCCUGUCUGAAGUGGUUCUACAAAACAGGAGGGGACUAGAUCUGCUGUUCCUUAAAGAAGGGGGCCUAUGUGCGGCCCUUAAGGAAAAAUGUUGUUUCUAUGCAGACCAUUCUGGAGUCAUCCGGGAUUCCAUGGCUAAGCUUAGGGAGUGUCUCAAACAGAGACGCAGAGAAUAUAAAACACAACAGGGCUGCAUUGCUGUUGACUUACUGGAAGAGGGAAGGAAUCAAGAUGACUCAGCAGAGGUGAAAAGACCAGAACUACCUGCUGAGAUGAAGCCAUCUACAGCAGUGGAUGAGAGCUCCUACACUGAAUAG
Arvicola amphibius (Eurasian water vole) is the source of this 1485-nucleotide messenger RNA. RefSeq lists its product as uncharacterized. The transcript is spliced from 5 exons. Bases 328 to 1485 code for a protein of 385 amino acids. NCBI's taxonomy places the organism in Eukaryota, Metazoa, Chordata, Mammalia, Rodentia, Cricetidae. The record is from RefSeq and is a predicted model, not a curated record.